Hyaloperonospora brassicae is the source of this 1461-nucleotide messenger RNA. The record is from the annotation of a GenBank genome assembly. Lineage: Eukaryota; Oomycota; Peronosporomycetes; Peronosporales; Peronosporaceae.
AUGUGGCGUGUCCCCAUCGCCUUCGUCUUGCGACCAUCUUCGGGCCCGUCAGUCGGCGUCACGAGGCUUCGAUGCCACGUUGGGCCUCUUGUUGACCGUCAGCGUUUUUCAAGCGCGCGGCAAUUGCCGGUGCAGGAGGUCCGACUUGUCACGCACGUGCGCCCGCAAGCCUUCCGUCGCUGCUAUACUGAGCGAGACCAAGACGCCCAGUCGCGUUUGCUAUCUCAGGGCAACGAAGCGAUCAAGAUCACGCGCGUGGGCAUGUGCAUCAAUGUGGCCAUGGCAGCGACUAAGGGUGCUGUGGGUAUCGCCAUUCACUCGAGUGCAUUGGUCGCGGAUGCUGCCCACUCGCUGUCGGAUCUACUCUCGGACGUCGUGACGCUCUGGAGUGUCAAAGUCGCACGACUACCUCCUGAUCAGAAACACCCCUACGGCUAUGGAAAGUACGAAGCAGUGGGCUCGCUCUCUGUUGGUGCCAUUUUGGUCCUCUGUGGUGUCGGAAUCGGCGCCGAUGGACUUCAGGCAAUGCAGCAGAUCUGGAGUGGCGAUGUUGCAGCGACGUUACCGGAUUUCAACUUGCCGUAUCUCUCGGACUUGAAUCGAAGCACGCAAUGGGCUCUUGCAGCUGGAGCAGCGGGCUUGUCCAUUGCUGCAAAAGAAGCUUUGUUUCGAGUGACUGUAAGGAUUGGCCAGCAAGCAAAGAGCAAGGUGCUGAUUGCAAAUGCGUGGCACCAUCGCACGGAUGCCAUUUCUUCCGUUGUUGCGCUUGGCGGUAUCAUUGGCUCGAUGGCAGGACUGCCUCUCCUUGACCCAGUUGCUGGUAUGGCCGUUGCAGCGAUGAUUGUAAAGACUGGUGGUGAAAUCUGUCUGGACAGUGUGCAAGAGCUCACGGACAACACUGUCGAGUCGGAGGUGCUCGAAACGCUGAAAGAAGUGUCUGGCAGCGUCGAAGAUGUACUGCAUGUAUCGCAAGUUCGGGCUCGUCGAAUGGGGCCAUAUACGCUGGUGGACCUGCGCGUCCACCUUGAUGCGCGGACAAGCAUUUCAAUGGCUCAGCAGAUAUCAAAGCAAGUGCGAUCCCACAUCUUGAAAGAGGUGCCGGACGUAUCGGAAGUCCUGGUCCACCUCGACGUCCAGUUUGACCAGCUGAGCUUGUCGAAACGAGAGUCAAGCGACGUGAACAAGAAAGAUUUGCGUCCGUAUCGAGAGAUCAAGAACGAUAUCAGCUAUACACUGGCCACGAUCCCAGAGAUCACGGGGACAACCCACAUCAACACGCAUUGGAUACCGCAUCACGGACUGGUUGUCGAUGUUGCAAUUGUUGUCCAGCCUGAUUUGAAAGUCAAAGCAGUGCACGCCGUUGCAAAAAAAGCAAGGAAAUCGAUCGAAGGUAUCCCCUACAUUGCCGAGGCCGAUAUUCACCUCGAACUCCAAGACGACGAGUCGGACAGCGGGUCCUAA